CCUCUGGGCGGACUCUUCCACUCUCACCACCGCCUCUUUCCCAACUGCACUGGGACAGAUUUAUGCUCCAGCUUUUUUAUUUAUGAGCGCCAGUCCACCCUCCAGGAGCUCGCUAGGACGGUGUGACCCCGUAAAUGAAGUGUGGAGACGACAUGGGAAGCCCCGUGUACCCGAGAUGACCGAUGAUUUGGUCCAAAUAAUCACUACUUUUUUGUCGCCAGAGAGGGAAACUUGAAACAGGGCUUGCUUUUGGAGUUCCACCUCCCCUCCUCUCUCCCCGUAGGAUUUGAUUCAAAGGCGAAAACCAAGAUGGCCGCCGAUUCCGUGCAGGGGGACGCCAGAGGCCAGCUGGUGGCGGAGCGACUGGGUCUGGGACACAACCUGGACCUGUCCGACACCAUGGUCCAACAGAAGCUGGACGAGAUCAAGGAGCAGAUCCGACGCGAGAUCCGCAAGGAGCUGAAGAUCAAAGAAGGUGCAGAGAACCUGCGAAAGGUCACCACAGACAAGAAGAGCCUGGCUUAUGUUGACAACAUGCUGAAAGAAUCUAACAAGAAGGUUGAGGAGCUUCACCAGGAGCUGCAGGAGCUCAACGCCCACAUUGUGGUCAAAGACCCUGAAGAACUGUUAGAAUUCCCUUUGACCCCAGAUACGCCCAACAGUGAGGCGAGAAUGUGCACCAGCAGCAGCCGCCUGGCCGCCCUGAAAAGACAGAAUGACAUCGAGCUCAAGGUCAAACAGGGUGCCGAGAACAUGAUUCAGAUGUACUCCAACGGGUCCUCCAAGGAUCGUAAGUUGCUAGCGACUGCCCAGCAGAUGCUACAGGACAGCAAGACAAAGAUCGAGUUCAUCAGGAUGCAGAUCCUCAAGGCCAGCCAGGCCAGCGAGCUCAACUUCGAGAACAAUGACGUGAUGGACAAGCCCAUCAUCAGCCCGUUGGACCUGCGGGUGGAGGAGCUGUGUCACCAUGCCAAGAUAGAGUCCGCUGUGGCCGAGGGAGCCAAGAAUGUCAUGAAACUCCUGGGCUCGGGAAAAGUCACAGAAAAAAGAGCACAUUCAGAGGCCCAAGCUCGUUUUAACGAGUCCAGUCAAAAGCUCGACCUCCUGAGAUAUUCUUUGGAGCAGCGCCUCAACGAGUUGCCUAAAAACCACCCUCGUAGCAGCAGUAUCGUGGAAGAGUUGUCCCUGCUGUCCUCACCGGUCCUCAGUCCCAGAUCCAGCCUCAUCUCCGCACAGAACCAGUACAGCACCGUGACUAAGCCCGCCGCACUCACAGGCACGUUAGACGUCAGGCUCAUGGGCUGUCAGGACCUUCUGGAAAAUGUCCCGGGUCGUUCCAAAGCGGCGUCUGUCCCGCUGCCUGGCUGGAGCCCCAGCGAGACACGCUCAUCCUUCAUUAGCCGAGCGAACCGAAACCGCGGUGUGAGCUCACGGAACAUGACAAAGAGCGAGGAGCUCUCCAAUGAGAUCAGUGCAGUGUUGAAGCUGGACAACACGGUAGUCGGCCAGACAAGCUGGAGGUCUGUCAGCAACCAGGCCUGGGACCAGAAGUUUACAUUGGAGCUGGACCGGUCUCGUGAGCUGGAGAUCUCAGUGUACUGGCGUGACUGGCGUUCACUCUGUGCUGUCAAGUUCCUGCGGCUGGAGGACUUCCUGGACAACCAGCGUCAUGGGAUGUGUCUGUACCUAGAGCCACAGGGGAUGCUGUUUGCUGAGGUAACGUUUUUUAAUCCUGUCAUUGAGAGACGACCAAAGCUGCAAAGACAAAAGAAGAUUUUCUCGAAGCAGCAAGGUAAAACCUUUCUGCGAGCCCCUCAGAUGAACAUCAACAUCGCUACGUGGGGCCGCCUGGUGAGAAGAGCCAUACCGACCGUCAGCACCAACUCCUUCAGCCCGCAGGCGGCUGAGACCGGGCACAGCAGCCUGCCUGGUUCACCCACACCCAGCAGCGACCCGCUGGUGACUAAGCUGGACUUUGACAAAGAGCCCACCCCAGGACCAAAACACUACCCAGUACCCGAUGACAUCCGAGAACCGCUGGUCCAGGAUAAGAUGCCCGAUAAGGAGGAAGUACAGGAUGCACUCGCCUCGUUCGACUUCUUGAACAAGAGAAACAGCGUAGCGGUGAAGCCAGACCUGGACAGAGUGGUGGAGCAGGAGAUCCAGCAUCAAGACCUGGAGCUUACCGUCAUCCAGAAAGACUCAGAGAUAAGGGAAGAAGAGCAGUUCCACUUCAGUCUCCAAGACUUCAAAUGUGUGGCAGUCCUUGGACGUGGUCACUUUGGAAAGGUGUUGCUGGCAGAAUAUAAAAGCACAGGAGAGAUGUUUGCUAUCAAAGCUCUCAAGAAAGGAGACAUCGUGGCUCGCGAUGAGGUGGACAGUCUGAUGUGCGAGAAGAGGAUUUUCGAGACGGUCAACAGUGUCCGCCACCCGUUCCUGGUCAACCUGUUUGCGUGUUUCCAGACACAAGAGCAUGUUUGCUUUGUCAUGGAGUAUGCGGCGGGAGGCGACCUGAUGAUGCACAUCCACGCUGAUGUUUUCUCUGAGCCCAGGGCCAUAUUUUAUGCAGCCUGCGUCGUAUUGGGAUUGCAGUUCUUACAUGACCAUAAGAUUGUGUACAGAGAUUUGAAGCUGGAUAACCUGCUACUAGACACAGAGGGAUAUGUAAAGAUUGCUGACUUUGGGCUUUGCAAAGAAGGAAUGGGUUUCAGGGACCGCACCAGCACAUUUUGUGGCACGCCAGAGUUUUUAGCUCCUGAGGUUUUGACCGAAACGUCGUACACUCGUGCUGUGGACUGGUGGGGACUGGGCGUCCUUAUCUUCGAGAUGCUGGUUGGGGAGUCACCCUUCCCUGGUGAUGAUGAAGAGGAGGUGUUUGACAGCAUUGUCAAUGACGAGGUCCGCUACCCACGGUUCCUCUCAACCGAGGCCAUCUCCAUCAUGAGGAGGCUUUUGAGGAGGAGUCCAGAACGACGACUGGGAGCAGGAGAAAGGGACGCAGAGGAGGUCAAGAAACAUCUAUUCUUCAGGAGCAUGGACUGGAAUGGACUGUUGGCCAAGAAGGUGAAACCGCCGUUCGUGCCGACCAUCCAAGGCACCAACGACGUCAGCAACUUCGAUGAUGAAUUUACCUCAGAGGCUCCCAUCUUAACCCCGCCCAGGGAACCCCGAGCGCUGAGCUCUGAUGAGCAGAACACCUUUUCUGACUUUGAUUACAUUGCUGACUGGUGUUAGCCUCACCUAACCCUGUCUACACACACACACACUCACAUGCACACACACACAUGCACACACUGUGAACCAACCAACACAGCAAUGACUGUAACGUCAUUUAAAAACUUUCCUCUUCCUUGCCCAAUAUUUUGGAAGAGCAACGAACGUGGCUCCCCGCAAAAACUCUGUGCCAUUGAGGGGGAAAGUCCAGAAGCCUCCCGAGGACCCCCACUUAUUUUUUAAUCCACAUGAAGAACUUUUUUUAAGGAAAAGAAAAGAAAUGAAACUCUUUUGUUUGGAGAGUGAAGGAGGAGGUAUGCUUUGUCCUCCUGCACACGUUGUCGUCGUCAUGUCCAUUGUCUGACCACUGAGAAUGUUUUUCAUAUGAACUCCGAGAAGACGGCAACAAUCACAAUCAUGGUAUGCAGUGUCACCGUCUUUGUUUUUUUGAUCUGUACAGAUUAUAUUCAGUCGUAUAUUUUAUUGUUGUUUUUCUCUCUUUGCAAAGCCCUCGCGAUAGCUUAAGGACAUUUUUAUCUCACUGUAAAGUUUGACAUUUCUGCUAUGAUCACAUCUGAAACUGGUGUUCAGUGAGUCUGAAAUGCUCAAAGCAUUAUCACUGAGCGGUCAACUACAGCAAACAUCUUGACUACUACUGCUACUGCUUCUUGACUUGAAAUCCAAGCGAGAGUCUUCACACUACAUGUCGUCUUGUCUCCGGGCCCAGUCUGUCCACAACCUGCUUUUCAACGUCACUGUGCUCACCUUAAGCUUUUAUGUCUGCAUACAACAAUCCACACAAUAAUAAUUCUUUUUAGUGUAAAACAGCAGUCCAUCCAUGCUGCUUAAACUGUUAAAUGAAUUAUCAUCACUUAGUAAAUGUUGGAAAUUAGUUGAUAAUUAAAAAGGCCUUUUGGCCAGAAGAAUUAAUGCAAAAUGGUUGGUCUGAUGCCCUCUAGUGGCUCAUAUUCAGCUGAAUUCUGGUCAAAGUACCACUUGGUAUUGCAGUACCUUUUGGAGCAAAAAAAUCAAAUAUUAAAUUAAUUAUUUUGUAAAAUCCGAGUUCAGUUGGAUUUCAAGUAGUCUUUUCUUUUGUUCCUCAAAGAACAGCUGUCGUUGUGGACCUGGCAGAUGUUUUCUUCUUACCUCAGUCAAAGUGAAAAAAACUAAAGUGAGUCGCACAGCUACAGCUACCAAAACCAAAUUCAUCUUGUCCCAUCCUGAAGCAGCAGAAAAACAACUCUUCAUGGUUUAAAAUAAAUAAAUAAAUACAUCUGAUUUAUGGACAGACGGUGAACCCAAUAACGGUAAAGAUGUGGUGGUAAAAAAUCCAUUAGACAAGCGCCGAGCUGUGUUGUAUGUGGGAACAUACUAAGUUUAGUUGUUCUAGGUCUGUCAAAAUGCCAUUUCAUUGCUUCCCACACUGUUGUGGGAUCAGUUUUUCAGGCUGGCGCCGAGGAACCAGGUGAUUACUUUGUCAAUUUGCAUGUUUAUAUAUAAACUGACUCAAAUGUUGGAGAGCUGUUGAAUCACUACAGGGGAGGGCAGGGUAUAUUAUAUAUAUACAUACUGUAUGUACACAAUUAAGCUGAAAGCACUAAUUCUAUCAAUAGUUUAAUUAUCUACAUUUUCUUAAUGAUGAAAAUAGAUUGUACAAAGUUUUUUUUUUUUUUUUUUUUAUUCUUUGCUUGUGCAUGACGUCACCAGAACAGAUGAAAACUUUAUGGAUGGUACACCAAUAGUCAAGUCACACAACUGUUGCUGUUCACCCUGGAGUAAAAAAAAGAAGGCAUUUCUGCAGUUGUUUGUUGCCCAUCAUGAAUGCACAAAUUAAACAUUUGUAAUAGUGU
Messenger RNA from Micropterus salmoides (largemouth bass), 5063 nucleotides. RefSeq names its product protein kinase N2 (gene pkn2). The transcript has 23 exons. Gene Ontology annotation, molecular function: protein serine/threonine kinase activity; ATP binding; small GTPase binding. Lineage: Eukaryota; Metazoa; Chordata; Actinopteri; Centrarchiformes; Centrarchidae. The coding region runs from base 310 to 3234 and encodes 974 amino acids. The record is from RefSeq and is a predicted model, not a curated record. Gene Ontology annotation, biological process: protein phosphorylation; signal transduction.